Messenger RNA from Chondrus crispus (carragheen), 2741 nucleotides. RefSeq lists its product as hypothetical. The coding region runs from base 1 to 789 and encodes 262 amino acids. NCBI's taxonomy places the organism in Eukaryota, Rhodophyta, Florideophyceae, Gigartinales, Gigartinaceae. Gene Ontology annotation, molecular function: RNA endonuclease activity; sequence-specific DNA binding; RNA binding. Gene Ontology annotation, cellular component: nucleus; cytoplasm. The transcript has 3 exons. The record is from RefSeq and is a predicted model, not a curated record.
AUGGUGCGCACACCCUCCUCUGAGGGCCCCUUCAAUGCACAAUUCAAAGUCUUCGCUGACGAACUAGACACGGCCAACGACAAGCGCGAGCGCCUCGUCAAGGCGAGUCGCGACGUCACAAGGGACAGCAAGAAGGCCAUCUUCUCCCUCCAUCGCGCAAAUCCCUCCAACAAACCCGCCAUCCUCUCUUCGGCCGCUGCCUCGCUCGCCGCCCUCCGCAAAGUCAUUGCCUCACGCAUAGUCUCCGAGCUGGACUGCGACUCCGCUGCCCGCUUCCACCGUGCCUACUCCCCCGGCCUGCAGGAGUACAUCGAGGCCCGCACCUUCCACGCCUUUCUCUCCGACGGCACCCUCCUCGCCGCCGACCACAUUCAGAGCGAGAUUCGAGCCGCCUACACCGAACAUCGAACCAACAUGAGUGACGUCGCCGAAAACGUCUUCGUCCUCGACAAUGCAGACUACGUCCUCGGCGUCGCAGAUCUCACGGGCGAGCUCAUGCGCGUCGCCAUCGCCGCCGCCGCGAGGGCUGAUCGUAACGCCGUGCGCGACGUCUGGGUACUCAUGAAUCAUAUCGAUCUUGCGUUCAAGGGCUUGCACAAGUAUGCCCGGGGUCUCGGAAGGGACUACCCCUCUAAACUCAAAACGCUUGCGAAUAGCAUCUCUAAGGUGGAACGCUCCGCUUGCGAUCUCGCCGUUCGUGCCGCCGAGUUUGGGGAUGACCUACAGAAUACUCAACACGACGCCCCCCUCGAGCCUUCGAAGAAGCGAAUCCGCGCCGAGCAAUACUAGCCAUUCCACCAGGCACGUGUCCCCGCCCUGUCCGGCAAAGCAGGACGAUCACGAUUCUUGUUGACACUUCUUUCGAGACCUUGUAGAAGAUUUGACGCCCCUGAAAGCAAUAUGCCCGUGUAACUCUAGGCGCUGCCACAAGUAGCAUUUUUGGACUUGCGACACGCUGGCUGUGGUUGCGCCGGUGUAGCACCAUCGUCUGGUCACGACCAAUCGCGAUGGACACGGCGCCGGUCACUUACGUACACAAAAACUUGGCACUACACAGCCCCGGUAUUCUAUGCGCUUUGAGUUACCCGCUUUCAUCAUGCAGUGGGGCAACUGAACUGUCGCCCAUCUUGUUGAUGGGUUUUCAUCAGUGAUGAGGUUUCAACGGCUUGCAACCGUGUGGACACUCCUUUGAAACGGUCUUCCCGCGAAAACUCAUUCUUCUCGCAAAUAUCGUUUUCAUGGUCUAAAGCUUUGCAUGUGGUCUCGUCGGUCUUGCCGUAUACAAUUAUAGGAUGGUCACAACGAGCUGAGACAUGAAUGCGGUACCAGCAAUUGCGGGCCCCGGAAGCCGGUUUGCACAGCAUGCGCGCCGGUGCUCACGACGUGCGAGGUGGCCGCCUUCAGACUAGCAGCAUGUCGAUACCUAAGCAAGGGUCAGUUUUCAAUUUUCUAUUUCGUGAGUGUCCUGACGGGACACGCACGAAUGCGGUUUGCAUUCCGGGAAGGGCCUUCGGCGCCUGAUCAACCCCUCGGACGCUCGAGCUCCUGCUUGCUCCUCCGCACGAGUCGGUGAUUGGUUUCGUGUCUGUUUCAAAGCCUCCAUUUAAGAAGCUACUGCCGAAUUUUCCGCGCGACCGUUGAGUGGUAACGUUCCUCAUCAGUAGCAAGCGGUUUGUUUAUGUCUUCCUUCGAUUUGAAACAUGUUGUAUUCAUGGAGAUCGAUCUGCUUUUCUUGAUCUUGCAGCUACCUCCGCCGCCCUUACGUGUCUCGCUCAGGAAAGUGACACCCGCCGCCGACUUCUUUCACAGCUAAUUGCGAAUCCCAUGGCUCUUCGAGCAAUCGCUGAGGUCUACCCGGAUGAAGAGGUUUUUCGAAAACGCAGGAGGUUACGCCAGCACCACGCACCGGAGACAACACCCAACUUUGUCCGGUGCUAUCCGGCAUUCUCGGAAACCCCAGAUUUUCAUGACGUCGAACUACUACCACCCUCUGGCCCUCUCUCGUCGCUGGAGAGAGUUUGCUACCUUUUGAUGGUCGUUUGCCACCACAAUGAUGAAUUAGAAGAAGACAAAACCACGCUUGACAGAAUGCAAGACGAUGAGGACGAACUGGAGCAAUGGUUAGCGACUGCUCUUAACGCACACUUUAUAUCGCCAGAAAUUGUAGUUGUAGCUUUAGUGCUCUUGGAUCGCGUUCAGAAGGCUGGUGCAGCCUUAACCACCGACUCCGUGAAGAUGCUCCUUCCCACCUGUGUCAUUCUGGCGUCAAAAUUCUCUAUGGAUGAACGGAUUUUCAAUGCGGACUUUCUUUUCAUGUUUGAAAAUCUUUGUGUAGACUCUGUAGCCCAGCUUGAGAGUGAGGUUCUCACUUUGCUGAAGUGGAGAGUGUUCGUGUCAGGAGAUGUAUUCCGUGAGUAUCAUCGGGCUAUUUUUGCACAAUGACGGGUUUCAGUGUGGAACACUCUUGUGCCGACGCUGGAGACAUGAAUCGAUGAAUCGUAUGCUUUGUGCAGAGUGAGCUUACUUAGAGGCUCAUGCUUUCUUCUUCCGGUAUAUGUCGGUGUAUAUGAGUUGAAACGAGCAACUUGACCAGCCGUGGUACAAAAUCUAGCCACAUCUUCAUAAUUGAACAUGCGUCGGAGGAUCCGCGGUGAACUACCAAGGAGAACGAUUUAGCAUAAAUACUCUUUCAUACCAGAUGCCGCAUCAAGAGUUGUGGCACUUCAUUUCAAGCUUUUGUA